Molecule: messenger RNA, 2772 nt
Organism: Maylandia zebra (zebra mbuna)
Lineage: Eukaryota; Metazoa; Chordata; Actinopteri; Cichliformes; Cichlidae
Gene: fam174b
Product: family with sequence similarity 174 member B
Source: RefSeq, a predicted model, not a curated record
UUCAGCACCGGGAACAGCGGGUCAGCCUGCAGAGCUCUUCCGGAGGCGGAUAAUCCCCUUCUCUGCGCGAAGUCCUCGUACAGUGAGAAAGGGAUCGCUGUAGCUCCCCUCGAGAGGAACACGUUUUGGGAUCAAAUGCAAGUUACGACGGGGGAAGCGCAGCUUUGAGGACAGCUUGGACGUGUAGAGAAAUGUCUGCGCAUCUCUCCCUCUGGCUUUAUUGUGUAAACAACCAAAUCUGACACCGAUAAGCGGAUUCUCUAUAAUGUGACAGCUGCUGUCGCCGCUCAUCUAUUUCGGGAGAAACUACGGGCAGUAUCCCGCUUGCGUUUUUAUUAUUUCAGGACAAUGGUGGCUCAUAACCUGGCCUUAACCUUUAUUGCCGCGGCUCUUUGGGGGGUCAGCGGCGAACUAUUGCUCACUCCUUCAUCUGCGACGCACUUAAAUUCAACAUCAUCAUCAUCCGUCAUCAGUCAAGAUUCACUGACUAACAAUGCCACGGAUGCUGCCGUGGGAUCCCGGAUUUCAUCUCUAAUGACGUAUCUUCCGACCCUGAAAAACAUUGUUAUUUUCAUCUGCGUGUUAACAGCUGCUCUCAUCACGUGCCUGGUCAUCAAAGUGGUCAGAUCUGGCAGAAGAAUCAGGAAGACUCGGAAGUAUGAUAUUAUCACUACACCUGCAGAGCGCGUCGAGAUGGCGCCUCUCAAUGAAGAAAACGAUGAAGAGGAUGACUCAACCCUUUUCGAUGUCAAAUACAGGUGAAUACCGGCGUGGACGUCAGCGUGUUUGAGCUGAUGACUCCCACUUGGCCCGGGACAAGUACAAGUGAUUUCCUGUAUUUUUUGGGGUGUGUGUGUGCGCGCGCGCAUUUCCAAGUCUUACCAUAUCAGCAACUUAAUGCUGUCAGUGCAUGGCUUGUAUCUGUGGUUAAAUGGUGUUUUGACAUUACUGUUCGCUGCUUUCCUAAAGCUUCUAUCACGUGAGCCAAAUAAUCUCCCAGGUUAUUUCUAAUGUUAGAGAUAAGGAGGCUCCAAAAGUCUUUCAGCGAAUGUCUGCUUUGAAGCCAUGUCCGUAAUCCAGGGUUAAUCACACUUUAAAUAACUAAAUAAAUACAUGGUGGUCACUACAGAUCAUCGCCUAAUGCGUAAAGUAGUCAUUUACCAAGAGUACUUUCUUCAACUGUAAAAUUUAAUUGAUAUUUUUUUAACCAAAACCAAAUAUUACCUAUAUGUACUAACCACUUUGUUGUGCGUAUAUACUGUUAAAGGCUUUCCGGUCAGGAGUGAGCAUACGCUACAUAUAUAUAUAUAUUUUACCGUGUAUUCUUUCAGACAUUCCUGUUUCGCUGCUAUCACAGCUGACGUUGACCUUUAAGGUUAUCAGAUUUGACUCGAAGCGCAAAGACUUUGUGUCAUAUUUAUGGAGUAUAUACCAGUUUGCUAUGAAUGUGAAUCUGCUGUUAUCGAGUGCGCUGAAACACGCUUAAUCCUUAAAAAAGGAACCGCUGAGCAGGAUCGGCGCUGCCUGUGGAGACUGCGGUCAUGCCGCCACAGUGAUUAACAUGCGCCCAGUAUCUUACUUUCAAGGCCAAGUUAAAGUUUGACUUUUCAGGGUCAAAGUCCAGUUGCUCGCUUUAAAAAUAUCCCCAAAUUUGAUAUUCUUUAUACGAGCUAACAAAUUAAAGUCCCUCACUGUAAUAUUCACUAAUGGCUAACUGACUUCUUCUCAUAAAAGAAGAAAUUUUCCUGGGCUAUGAUUGUAUUAAAGGCCACUUUUGACAUUUGGGGAAGUGAUUGUUAUUUUUUAUAAAUACUAAACCACUAUAUUAAAAACUCAUAUUAAAAAAAAUUAAAUUACGAUUAUCUAUCUAAAGUUUUAUUCACAGUGAAUGAAAGGAAAAGCAGAGGAGAUCACAAGACCCUCACGUCUCCGUCUGCCCAAUAACGAUAAUUACAUUGUUUGAGGAGCGAGGCAGAACAGACACAGAUGAGCUUUUCUGCAGCACACGGUCGCGCGGUUGCCGUCUGUGACCUUCUCUUUUAAUCCAAACUGUUAUCUGAUAGUGCACUGUGGCCUGCAGGUGCAGCUGUUUCCAAAUGACCUCCAUCCUCGGUUUAAUAAGAAAAUAAAAAGACUGCCGUGACCAAACUUGCACAAUCAAUUUAUCGUUUUCUUUCUCUCCCCACGCCUGUCUGAAAUAAAGUGUUUUUGGAAUUUUGGGUAAAGCUGGAUGUGUUUAUUGUCUUGACAGAAUCAUUCAUUGAAUCAUAUGUGAAUCAAACUUGUAAACAUACUGAAUUUUUUGAAAUAUGAUGUUCUGUAAUAUUCCUCAAGCUGGCUGCUGUUAUUUACUGUUUUCCACUUUUUCUCUUCUGUCCCGUGUCUUUAACUGUUUGUGCAGAAAGCUGCAGAUCAAUGUGUUUGUGCCUGCUCAGACAAAGAUGCCAACCUUUGUCAAAGUUUUUUUUUUUUUUCUUGGCUGGAGUUGUGUGAAAUGAUGGAAAAACUUCACCGAAUCAUCUGCUGCACAUGGUCGCUCGUAAAGAGAAAUUAAAGCUGUAGCGGUGAAACUAAUUUCCAUGAUUCCGCAUUUUACCCAAAAACAAAAAAGAAAAAAAAUUACAAGUGGAACUGUUUUAAAAGUUUAUAGUAAACAAGCCCCUGCUUGGUUUCUGACACAGAUGUGCGUGUAGCCCUGUCUGUUUCCUCAGUUUCCAUUUAUUUGAAAAGCCACUGAAAUAAACCCGCUUCCUUUGAAGUGUCAAGGAAAAA